This is a messenger RNA of Medicago truncatula (barrel medic), 728 nucleotides long. RefSeq names its product blue copper protein. Gene Ontology annotation, cellular component: plasma membrane. NCBI's taxonomy places the organism in Eukaryota, Viridiplantae, Streptophyta, Magnoliopsida, Fabales, Fabaceae. The transcript is spliced from 2 exons. Gene Ontology annotation, molecular function: electron transfer activity. Bases 66 to 464 code for a protein of 132 amino acids. The record is from RefSeq and is a predicted model, not a curated record.
AAUCUCAUGGUUUCCUUAGUAGUCUGUUUUGUUUCCCUUCAUUGAUCCCCUCGCUAUCUCAUCAAAUGGCAUUCUCUAAUAUUGCUAUGGUUUUGUGCUUCUUUUUAGCAAUCAACAUGGCACUGCCAACCCUUGCAACCUUCUACACUGUGGGAGAUUCUUUGGGCUGGCAAAUCGGUGUUGAAUAUAGCAAAUGGACGAGUGAAAAAACCUUUGUAGUCGGUGAUAGCCUUGUGUUUCUCUAUGGGGCUAUACACACUGUGGAUGAAGUUGCAGCAAGUGACUACAUCUCCUGCACCACUGGAAAUCCAAUUAGUUCAGACAAUAGUGGUGAGACAACCAUAGCUCUUAAGACUGCAGGAACUCAUUAUUUCAUAUCUGCUACUUUUGGAGAUUGUUCAAGUGGCAUGCGUCUUGCUGUUAAGGUUGAGGCUGGUAGUGCUUCUAUUGCAACAUCCUUCUGAUGGUAUGUAUGUAGUACAGAGGCGGUGCUUGCAUGGUUUUCUUUUCAUUUUUCAAAUUAUUAUCUUUUCAUUUUCGUUAGCAGUCAAAUUAUUAUUUCUUGUUUUUCGAUCCAUUCAGAUUUAUAAAGGUUCUUGUAGCUACUAUUAAUUGUUUUCAUUUUUAAACUAUGUGUCGUGUGCGUGUUGUGUUUAUGUAUGCACGGAUCAAUAAUUCUGUAGUAAUCUAAUAUAUUGAAUGAUUAUUGGUUAUGGAGAUUUUUCUCA